UCAGCGUCAAAUGUAUUAUGACGUCACAUCGCCACGUCGGCCACUUCUGACUCGUUUGAUUUUGUACUGUUUUGUUUUCUUGUUCCUAUUUUCACGUUGAGACAAUUUUGCUUCCGUUGUCAUCAUGCAUCGAGCGUACCAGCCGCUAACACCAGCAAACAACAUCUUCUUGAAAAGACUCUGGGAUGAAAAAUAUUUCAAAACUCACAGAAAAAAAGUCGUUGGAGCCCAACCUAUGAUUGAUAACAAACCCCCAAAGACGUAUAUGCAUUUACAUAUCAAGCUGAAAAAGUUACAGAUGGAAGGGGGGCGAUUAGCCAGUGUAGAGAGAGACAACAGGAUCCUCUUGGAGAGAAUGGCUCACAUCAUGAGAUCUGGGGGUCGUGUUCAUAGCCGCGAAAACAAGGACUACAUGAGGAAAAGUUUGAAUAAGACCAAGCGCCAGAGGGAGCUGUUGCGUAUCACGCAUGAGAACUUGGCCAUCCUGAGACGGCUAACCUCCAAGGAACCGCACUAUAAUCACAACAGGUGGCAUCACGAGUGGAAGAUGAACCAACAGUAUAUGAUGAACAUUUCUAAGUUCCCACACUCUUGGCGGAAUAAAAAUGAGCUAAAUAUAAGGAAGAUGAAACAGGUUGCUGCUAACCGCUGGAUCGUUGACCAGUUCCAAGGCGAAAAUAAAGGACAAGGCAACAGAAAGCCGUUCGAGUACAUACCAUGACGUGUACACAGUAUCAAUGAUAAUUAUGUACACCUGUACGGAAGUAAGAUUGUCUCCAUAAACCGUGUCUCUAAGUAAAAUAAAAUAAAUCCAAAAGCAAAA
Messenger RNA from Mizuhopecten yessoensis (Yesso scallop), 823 nucleotides. RefSeq lists its product as uncharacterized. Lineage: Eukaryota; Metazoa; Mollusca; Bivalvia; Pectinida; Pectinidae. Bases 125 to 721 code for a protein of 198 amino acids. The record is from RefSeq and is a predicted model, not a curated record. The transcript is spliced from 6 exons.